Messenger RNA from Osmia lignaria (orchard mason bee), 1719 nucleotides. RefSeq lists its product as uncharacterized. Gene Ontology annotation, biological process: DNA integration. The record is from RefSeq and is a predicted model, not a curated record. NCBI's taxonomy places the organism in Eukaryota, Metazoa, Arthropoda, Insecta, Hymenoptera, Megachilidae. Gene Ontology annotation, molecular function: nucleic acid binding.
AUGAACGACAGUCGUGGAAUGAAGGGCAAACUUCUACGUCUGAAUCCCUUUUUAGACCGCCAUGGACUUCUUCGAGUCGGUGGCCGCUUAAAAAACUCAUUGAUGCCAUUUGGACAGCAGCAUCCAAUUAUCCUUCCGAAGACCAGAGCCACCACACUCAUAAUUGAGAAUGAACACCUUGCUCAAUUACAUGGAGGUACUCAGGCUACCCUAUACGCGAUUAGACGAAGAUAUUGGCCCAUUGACGGCCGAAACCAGGUAUGGCGAAUCAUAAAGACCUGCACCCGUUGUUGUCGGGCUCGACCACCACCUGUGGCGUACGUCAUGGGAGAUCUACCUGCAGCCAGGGUCACGGAGUCUCGGCCUUUCAGCAGCGUUGGAGUCGAUUACUGCGGCCCGUUCUUCAUUAAAGAACGCAAACACCGGAACCGCAGUAAGAUCAAGGUAUACGUGGCAGUGUUCAUCUGCCUCGCUGUGAAGGCAGUCCAUUUAGAGGUCGUCAGCGAACUAACAACGGAAGCGUUCCUGGCCGCUCUCAGGCGAUUCAUCGCCAGAAGAGGGUUCUGUUCAGACUUGUAUUCAGACAACGGGUCCAAUUUCGUUGGCGCUAACAACGAAUUACACGAACUGCGUUCACUAUUACAAUCCGAUGAUCAUCGCGAGAAGGUCACCACGUUCCUCGCAGAACACUCCAUUAAUUGGAACUUCAUCCCUCCGCUGACGCCCCACUUUGGAGGACUUUGGGAAGCUGCAGUCAAGUCCUUCAAGUAUCAUCUAAAACGUGUGGCAGGCACGGAGCUGUUCACCUUUGAAAACUUCAAUACGUUAAUAAUCGAAAUUGAAUCCGUCCUUAAUUCUCGCCCCCUCACACCAAUCUCAUCAGAUCCAAAUGACCUGCUAGUCCUCACCCCCGGUCACUUCCUGAUCGGGGAUUCCUUAACAAGUUUACGUGAACGAGAUUUCAGAGACAUUCCAUCAAACCGCUUGUCCAGCUGGCAACACGUCCAGAAAGUAAAGCAACAUUUCUGGAAAAGAUGGCAUUGAGAAUACCUCAACGAACUGACCACCCGCACUAAAUGGACAAAGGGGGAUCAUCCGAUAAAAAAGGACACAAUCGUCCUGCUAAGGGAGGAGUUGGUCCCACUCUUGCACUGGCCCCUCGGCAGAGUCAUCAAAGUCCACCCAGGCUCUGAUGGCAUCGUUCGUGCCGUCACGAUUAAGACAGCUACAACCACACUGGACCGGAGCGUUAAACGACUUGUACCCUUACCCAAUCAGGCAGAUCAAGAAGGUCAAACCAACUGAUCAUGCAAAUCAGGAACCCAUAUCAUCACACAUACAUACACUCAACAAAUAGGUAGCAUUUUCAGUCAUUCAAUAUUUAACUUUUGCAUAAUCUCCGGUAAAUCCAGUCCGUCAGAUCAACAUGAUUAAUUAAAUCGUCCAGCAUAAUAUAUUAUACUGUAAUAUACAGGGGCCUUGCCUCCCCCCGCCGCAAUCUGUUGAUUUCACGGCGGUGUUGCCUUAUCAUUUGUUGCCUUUCUCUUCUGUAAGUCUGGGAAAAUAAAUAUUAUGUUAUUAUUCAUAAACAGUGGAUAGACGAAGGAAAUAACGUAGAAACAUGAACGUAAAAAAACGACUUACGAUAUACUCAUCUGGUUGGUAUAAAUCUAAUAGCUGCGACCGCUGAUAAUUUUUGAUCUGCUGUACCUGUGCCGU